Messenger RNA from Gordionus sp. m RMFG-2023, 840 nucleotides. Its product is annotated as CWF19-like protein 1. Lineage: Eukaryota; Metazoa; Nematomorpha; Gordioida; Chordodea; Parachordodidae. Gene Ontology annotation, biological process: mRNA splicing, via spliceosome. Bases 1 to 669 code for a protein of 222 amino acids. The transcript has 6 exons. Gene Ontology annotation, molecular function: RNA lariat debranching enzyme activator activity. Gene Ontology annotation, cellular component: post-mRNA release spliceosomal complex. The record is from RefSeq and is a predicted model, not a curated record.
AUGAAUCCUUCCCACGAUAAAAAAAAUAAUCAAACCCUUCAAUUAAAUUGUUGGUUUUGUCUUGGAAACAAAGAAAUUGAAAAAAACUUAAUUGUUUAUGUUGGAAAAGAAGUAUAUAUUGCUUUAGCUAAGGGAAAUCUUACUCCCUACCAUGUUAUUAUAAUCCCAUUUGCCCAUCUGACAUCUUUAAUACAGUUACCAGAGAGUGUUUUAGAAGAAAUUAAUAAAAUUAAAGUAUAUUUAAUUAAAAUCUUCAAAACUCUUAACUUGAGAUGUGCAUUUUAUGAACGCAAUUUUAAAACCCCUCACUUUCAAAUACAUUGUUUACAAGUUCCCUCUAAAAAAUAUAUUGAAAUAAAAGAUAUCUUUCUAACAAAAGCCAAGGAAAAUAAUAUUAACUUGAAUCAGAUACCCCCUUAUACUCAUAUAUGCCAGAUAAUCUCUCCAAAAUCCAAAUAUUUUUAUGUAGAGUUUGAUGAUGGGGAAAAGCUCUUUGCCAAUAUUGAAGAUAAUGAUUUCCCUAUAAAUUUUGGAAGGGAAGUGUUUUGCCAUAGAGAUUUGUUGAAUCAGCCAGAAAAGGCCGAUUGGAAAUCGGUCAUUCUUCCCAAGGACGAGGAACGCGAAAUGGUUCGAGAUCUUCGGGAGAUGUUCGCCCAAGCCGAGAUAUAAAAAUAAAGAAUUCUUAUUGGUUGAAUCAAAAAAUAAUAAUUUUAAUAGAUUAAGAUUUGUAUAUAUAUAUACCUCGUGAAUGUAUAAAUAAACGCCUUAUUAUACUCAUAUUUUUUUAUUUUAUUUUGUUAUCCAUUAGAAUUUACAGUGUUAUAAUAUCAGUAUUACGCA